AACGCACUUGAAAUGUAAACAAUAUUUAUCUCUCGAAAAUCAAUUAACAUUAUUCCCUUGCUAGACUAAAAAUAUUAAUCAUUAACGUUAGUUUAAUAGGUACAUUACAAUAAUUAUUUUUCCAUCAACAAGCACCAACAGUCCAUAUCUUUAUUAAAAGCCAUGAAGAAAAACAAUGCACAGCAGCCAGCUCUACACAAAGUUAUAAUGGUGGGAAGCGGUGGUGUUGGUAAAUCCGCCCUCACCCUUCAGUUCAUGUAUGAUGAGUUUGUUGAAGAUUAUGAACCGACUAAAGCUGAUUCGUACCGUAAAAAAGUAGUCUUGGAUGGUGAAGAAGUCCAAAUUGAUAUACUGGACACAGCCGGCCAGGAAGAUUAUGCUGCCAUUCGUGACAAUUAUUUCCGCAGUGGUGAAGGAUUUUUGUGUGUGUUUUCCAUUACAGAAGAUGACAGUUUUCAAUCAACAAUGGAGUUUAGAGAACAAAUUCUACGGGUGAAAAAUGAUGAAAACAUCCCCUUUUUACUAGUUGGUAACAAAGGAGACUUGACAGAUAAAAGAAAAGUGUCAUUGAAUGAAGCUCAGUCUAGGGCACAAGAAUGGGGAGUGCCAUAUGUCGAAACAUCGGCUAAGACAAGAGAUAAUGUUGAUAAGGUAUUUUUUGACUUGAUGCGUGAGAUCCGUGCUCGCAAGAAGGAAGAUGUGAAGGGAGCAAAUGGCAAGGGUAAAGACAAAGGUAGACGAAAGAAGUUGAAAUGUAAUAUAGUGUAAAAGCUUUAACUCUCAACAAUUGUGGGAAUCUAAUUCAAUAUUAUUUAUUAUAAUUUUUAAUAACAUGCAAUCAAUUAUUUUGAUUUCGAUUAUAAUGUCUUUCUCCUAAAUAUAUAUCAAGGAUUUUAAUUUUAUAUGAUUAAAUAGUA
Molecule: messenger RNA, 917 nt
Organism: Myzus persicae (green peach aphid)
Lineage: Eukaryota; Metazoa; Arthropoda; Insecta; Hemiptera; Aphididae
Gene: Rala
Product: ras-related protein Ral-a
Exons: 5
Coding region: 163-768 (201 amino acids)
Biological process (GO): Ras protein signal transduction
Cellular component (GO): plasma membrane
Molecular function (GO): GTP binding; GTPase activity; GDP binding
Source: RefSeq, a predicted model, not a curated record